Messenger RNA from Saprolegnia parasitica CBS 223.65, 1188 nucleotides. RefSeq lists its product as hypothetical. The record is from RefSeq and is a predicted model, not a curated record. NCBI's taxonomy places the organism in Eukaryota, Oomycota, Saprolegniomycetes, Saprolegniales, Saprolegniaceae. The transcript has 5 exons. Gene Ontology annotation, molecular function: protein binding. The annotation marks the transcript as partial.
GCAGGGUACGCGUACUACUACAACACACGGACCCACGCGUCGCAGUGGGAAGCGCCGGGCACGGACGACAAUGGCCGCGAAGCCUUCUUUAGUGCGGUGACCGCGGGCGAUGUGAACGCGGCGACGCGGCUGCUCUUGCGUCAUGGGCGGCAACUGCUCGACAUAUCGGACCACAACGGCCGCACCGCCGUGUGGUAUGCUCUCGGGCACAUGAGCAUGGCGCAACUUCUCUUUGAGAGUGGUGCGAACUUGAACCGCACGGACGUGGACGCCAAUGGCCUCGUGCACGUCGCAACGCGGCAGCGCAACGUUGCCUUUCUCGCGCUCCUCGCCGUCUACGGCGCGGACUUGGACCUUGUCGAUGGUGCGCAGCAGACGCCGCUGCACAUUGCCGCCGCCUCUGGGUACCAGCGCUGCGUGGACGUGCUACUGCGGCACGGCGCGACGCCCGACGUGCUCGACUCGGCCGCCCGCUCGCCACUGCAGCUAAGCACUUUGGGCAACCACGUGGCCUGCGUCCAGCUGCUUCAGAAAGUGUCGGCGCAGCAAGCGCCGGUGGCCGACAUCGCUCUUCUGACACAGGUGGCUUCCAUGAACCGACGCUGUAUCGUCUUAGCGUUCUUUGCCUUCUUCAACAACGCCGCCAAAGCACGCGUCCAAGACGACAAUCCGUCCAAAGUAUUGGACGCGGUCUAUGACGGUGACCUCGUCACGUUGCAGUCGCUCCUCGUGCACGGCGCGUCACCCGAUCCGCGCAACGACGACGACCAGACGCCGCUGCACGUUGCAAGCGCGUAUGGUCGACUCGAAUGCGUCUCGCUUCUUUGCGAGUACAUGGCCGACAUGGAGGCGCGAGAUGCCCACGGCCACACGCCUUUAUUCCUCGCGAGUCGUCGCGGGCACUUGAGCAUUGUCAAGUUUCUUCUGGAGAGCGCGGCUGACGUACGUACGGCCAACGACGAUGGCCGAACGCUUGUGCACGCUGCGGCGCUCAGCGGCUCCUUGCCCUGCCUCCAUCUCGUGCUCGAGUACGGUGGCGACCCAUUUGCGGCCGAUCGCGACGGCGAAACACCGUACGAGAUGCUGCUCGAGCGAGGCGACGAGUCGGCGGCGCCGUUACUCGACUACUUGGACAGCCAGUGCUCGCUUCGCCAGCCGCCCACAUCGCCCCGUCCAACGUCGCCGACC